Cotesia congregata is the source of this 2821-nucleotide messenger RNA. The record is from the annotation of a GenBank genome assembly. Lineage: Eukaryota; Metazoa; Arthropoda; Insecta; Hymenoptera; Braconidae.
GCCUAGUUGUCACAUGAAUGUACCACACACAAAACAAGAGGCGCAGUUUAAUUAAAGCUUUGCCUUCUGUUUACUUGUGCUAUCAGCCCACAGAGCGCGCGCACAUUAUUGUGAUAAUUACCCGAAACUAAGUGUAACAAUUGCAAAAACUGAAAACUCCCAGCAGUCGUUAAUCAACGAUCGCUUGAUGGAGUUUUCAAAUCUUCAUUUUACGCUUAUAUAAAUAUUUAUACGUUACAUUAUUAUUUUGUGAUUCAAUUUUUAAAAUGAAUUUGGUUUUUUUACUUUUUAUAAACUUAUUUUGUGCAACCACAGCCUCUGGUCCCGUUGUUGAAACUUCGUUCGGACCAGUAUUGGGAAAAUGGAUGAAAAGUCACUGGGGGUACAGAAUCGCUGCCUAUCUCGGUAUACCUUAUGCUGAACCACCACUUGGUAUUCUUCGUUUUGAGACUCCAGUUCCAUGGGUAAAUAACUGGACAAAACUUCGCGACGCGACGGAAGAUGGACCUAUGUGUCCGCAAUUGAAUCGUUUUGGAGAAUUUGUAGGAGACGAAGACUGCCUGCAUCUCAACAUUUUUGUACCUGAGCUUUACAGUUCUGAAAAAUUGCCCGUUUUGGUGUUUGUUCACGGGGGUGCUUUCAUAACUGGGAGUAAUAACAGUACUCUGUUAUCGCCAAGUUAUCUAUUAGAUCGUAAAUUAAUCCUUGUAACUGUUAAUUAUCGUCUCGGCAUACUAGGGUUUCUAAGCAGCGGGAAUGAGGCUUCUCCGGGUAACUACGGUAUAAAAGACGUGCUUGAAGCUUUAAAGUGGAUACAAGAGAAUAUCGAGCACUUUGGUGGUGAUCCAACUUCGGUAACAUUGAGCGGACAGAGUGCUGGUGCUUCACUGGCUCACCAUUUAGGACUUUCUAAGCGGACCGAAGGCCUCUUUGACAAGCUUAUCACUCACUCUGGAGUAGCGAACGCUCCUUGGGGGAUCCACCCCUCGCACCACGCCAAAAUCCGGUACACAUUUGUCGCUUUAGCCGGUCAAGUCGGCUGCGGUCAGAGUGAUGAAGAUAUUAUUGACUGUUUGAGACAAGUCGACCCCAAACUUCUGACUUUACAGCUUAGUUUCUUUCAAGUAUGGAACGGGCAUUCAUACUGUAACUUCGGUCCGACAAUUGAAAGUGAUUCUGAAGAUGCUAUUGUCAUACGACAUCCGCUGUCUACUAUUGAGCGCGGAGAAUUCCGUGAUAUUCCUUGGAUCUCUGGAGUCGUCUCUGAUGAAGGUUUACUUAAAUCAAUGAAAGGUUUAUUGGCUAACCCGCAAUUUCUCGAUGAAUUCGAAAGCAAGUUUGAGGAUGUGGUAUCACUGUACCUCGAAACCGAGGAGAUUGUUAUGAACGAAACGGUAUUCUCUGAAGAACUGAUGAACUUUUAUUCUCUGUUUGAUGGCAAUAUCUCUGAAGAAGCGUCCAAUAUAAAUUUAACCGCGAUGACAAGUGAUGGAUUAAUGAAUUAUUGGAUUUAUGAAGCUUUGAAUGCUCAAGCUAUGAAAAUGAAUUCGAGUGUUUUUUUCUAUGAAUUUGCAUACGAGGGAACUUUUACUUCAACUUAUUCAUACCAAUACCCCCAGCGAUAUGGAAUUGGACAUGCUGACGAUUUGAAUUAUUUGUUUCCAAUAAGUAAUGUUAAAUACCUAGACCUGCAGUUGCAUAACACGGCUAGUGAUGAAACAAUGAUCAAUAUAAUGACUGAAAUGUGGGCAAAUUUUGUGAGAACCGGAAUACCUCAAGCGCGGCUAACACCAGAUUGGGAACCGUAUCAAGAGGAUUUCCGAUUCAUGAAGCUCGGCAUGGGAAGAUCGCCGGUUAUUUCGAUGGAGGAGGACUUCCUGCCGAUUAGAAUGGAGUUCUGGCGCAAUCUCAUGAGUAAUGUAUCGGCACCCAUGGAACUCAUUUUCCCUACUCGAGAAGAAGAUCAAGACGAAGAUCUCGACGAGAUUCUUGAGGAAGAAAUUGAUCAAACUGAUCAAUCAAACAUAAAUCUGUUGAACCCCUUCCUUAUGCUCUUGCCGAUUUCGAUUUGCUCUCUGUACUUUGUACAUUGUUAGUGUUAGACACCGCAGUUGUUAUUUUCUUUUAAGAUGUUAACUGUUGAUAUUUAUUUUACUUUAAUUAAUCUGUUGACGUUAUUAUGUACAAUAAAGCAUGCUCUAGCGAAGAGUUAUCAUUUUUAUCGUUUGUUAUUUAGCGAGCAAACAUCCCACUGUAUAUAUUAUAUUGUAAAGCUUAUGAAGCACAGCAGAGAACUGUACCAAGAUUUGUAUAAAUUUUAUUCAGAGAAACAUUUUCAUUGACGGAAAUGUGUAAACUUAAAAACGGAAAUUCACAUCUUGAAGCGCUUUUACAAACUUGAACCAAAGUUUAUGAACCCUCCAACUGUUAAUCACGUACUACAAUCGCAUUAUAAAGUUUAGUCUCUGUUCCAACUCCUCUGAGCGUAGCUUAAAGUGAAAAACAGCAACAACUAUUCUAGCAACAGCAAUAUCUCGACAUUUCUCUGUUUGAAUAAGAUCCAAUCAAACAGAUUGUUCAAACAAAAGCUUUUGCUUAAUUUGUACAACUUUAGUGUAAAAAUUACUAAGAAAAAUUUAUAAAUAUUUAUCGAGUUUAAUUGGACUGUUAUUUAUUGAAAAAACGAGUUUUUAUAUUUACUCUUACUGUAUCUAUCUAUCAUUUUAACGGAAUAAGAAAAAUUUCUCAAUUUAAAAAUUUCAAUCAAUAAAAUGACGGUAAAUAUUGUACUUUUAAUUUAAUUAAAUAAAAUAUUGCCUGG